AUGCGCUCGACCUUGGUAGCUAACCUCGAAGCCUUGACACACUCGAUGCCCGCCUAUAUGAUUCCCUCGCUCUUUGUACCCCUCCGCUAUUUGCCCCUUAAUCUCUCCGCCAAAACCGACCGCAGUAAGCUCCGUCGUCUGCUCGAUGACGUUCCUAUGGAGGCUCUCUCCUCGUACCGCCUCGCGCAAGAGACCGUCAAACAGCCACCGUCCACGCCACUCGAACGGCGCCUCCAUCGUCUCUGGAGCCAGGUCCUCGACCUUCCUGGCCCCUCUAUUGGCGUGAAUGACCCCUUUGUGCAGCUCGGCGGCGACUCCAUUAUAGCUAUGUACUUGGUCAGCGCCGCUCGCGAGGCUGGCAUUUUGUUCUCGGUGGCCGAGCUGUUCCAGGCGUCUAGUAUUGCUAACAUGGCCGAGAUCGCCUAG
Molecule: messenger RNA, 426 nt
Organism: Penicillium oxalicum
Lineage: Eukaryota; Fungi; Ascomycota; Eurotiomycetes; Eurotiales; Aspergillaceae
Exons: 1
Coding region: 1-426 (141 amino acids)
Biological process (GO): secondary metabolite biosynthetic process; amino acid activation for nonribosomal peptide biosynthetic process
Cellular component (GO): cytoplasm
Molecular function (GO): phosphopantetheine binding
Source: RefSeq, a predicted model, not a curated record